UUAGUCGCUGUUGUUCACAGAACGGACUUGGCAUCUUGACGCACGAAUUUACGCAUCCAGACACUCCACACGCGCCCAGGGAGAGAGGGAGAGAGAGCGAUUCCCCUUAAGCUCUCUCGAAACCCAUGUACGUCUGCUAGAUUCUCAGCCUCACACCACCCAUUUCUCGUUUUUCCUCCAUCUGGGUGUUCUUCGAUUUGAGCUCCCCGCGUUUGGUUUCCAUGGUUGGUUCGUCGUCUCUCUGUUACGCGUCUCCGUUAUGCACGUGGCUCGUCGCAGCUUGCAUGUCCGUCACGACGUACGGCGGCGGAGACCGCUAUGCCGAAUGUCGGAGUAGCCGCCGCUGGGCUCGCCGGAAAAAACUGCUCUCCAAAUACACUGCCGCUUCAGUUUCCGUCGGAGGCCAUGGAUCCGCCGGCAUUCAGGCGUUAAUGAGCUCCUGUUUGGCCUUCGGACCGUGUAACCAGCACUCCAACGACAAUGCCUUGUUGUCUUUGUUUGGAUCGUAUAACAUUUCUUUGAAUCGGAAGCGGACGAGAUUGAAUCAAGCAUCCCGCUCCGGUAAAGUCAUGGCAGGCAUGGUGCAGCUGGAAAAGGAAUCCAUGGCUGAAAAGAAACCUCCUACAGAGCAGCGACGGGUAGUUGUGACGGGUAUGGGAGUUGCAACGUCAUUAGGUCAUGAUCCGAACACUUUUUACGAGAAUUUGCUGGAAGGUAUCAGUGGUAUUAGCCAGAUUGAGAAUUUCGAUUGUUCUGAAUUUCCAACGAGAAUAGCUGGAGAGAUCAAAGAUUUUUCAUCCGAAGGAUGGGUUGCCCCGAAACUUUCAAAGAGGAUGGACAAGUUCAUGCUUUAUCUUCUAACUGCUGGCAAGAAAGCACUGGUCGAUGGUGGGAUAACUGAAGAUGUAAUGGCGGAAUUAGACAAAACCAAAUGUGGAGUUUUGAUUGGCUCUGCUAUGGGAGGCAUGAAGGUCUUUAAUGAUGCAAUUGAAGCUUUGAGGAUCUCUUACCGGAAGAUGAAUCCUUUUUGUGUACCUUUUGCUACAACAAACAUGGGUUCUGCUAUGCUUGCCAUGGAUCUGGGAUGGAUGGGACCAAAUUAUUCUAUUUCAACUGCUUGUGCAACAAGCAACUUUUGUGUUUUGAAUGCAGCAAACCACAUUAUCAGAGGUGAAGCGGAUGUAAUGCUAUGUGGCGGUUCUGAUUCGGUUAUUAUUCCAAUAGGUUUGGGAGGUUUUGUGGCAUGUCGGGCUCUUUCGCAGAGGAACGAUGACCCCACCAAAGCUUCACGCCCUUGGGAUAGCAAUCGUGAUGGUUUCGUGAUGGGAGAGGGAGCUGGAGUUCUGCUUUUGGAAGAACUUGAGCAUGCCAAGAGAAGAGGUGCAACUAUCUAUGCAGAGUUCUGUGGUGGGAGUUUCACAUGUGAUGCUUAUCACAUGACAGAGCCACGGCCUGAUGGGGCUGGCGUUAUUCUGUGCAUAGAGAAGGCAUUAGAUCAAGCUGGGAUUCCCAGGGAAGAUGUGAAUUAUAUAAACGCUCAUGCUACCUCAACACCAGCUGGAGACCUCAAGGAGUACCAAGCCCUUGUUCACUGUUUUGGCCAAAACCCCGAACUAAGGGUGAACUCAACGAAAUCUAUGGUCGGACACUUGCUAGGAGCAGCUGGAGCAGUAGAGGCUAUCGCUACCGUGCAGGCAAUACGGACCGGAUGGGUUCAUCCAAAUAUCAACCUUGAGAAUCCGGAUGAAGGAGUGGACACGAAACUACUGGUGGGUUCGAAGAAAGAGAGAUUGAACAUCAAGGCGGCCUUGUCAAAUUCUUUCGGGUUUGGUGGCCACAACUCUUCCAUCAUUUUCACGCCUUACAAGUGAAGUGAAAGUCCAUGCUUGUGCUCCAACUUGCAUGUAUAAGAGUAUACAAGAAGCUCCCACAGUGUUACAGUUGGGUUCAGGAUAUCGAUAUAGGUUUUGACAACACAAGAAGGAGAGAAUUGAGCAAACUUCUUCGGACAGUCUAAAUCUUAAAAUGGGAACGGAUUGCGAGGACGACAGCAAGGUUGGACAGUUUGGUCGCCAAGGGAUUUGUUCUUUGUGCUUCUCGCAGUGUCAUUUUGGUUCUUCUUAUUGACGAGCACUUUUUUAGUGUUCUUCUAUUGUUUAGAACGUACAUUACACUGAAUGAACGUGUGUAUGUGAUGGUCCACUGAACAAUUUUGGGAUAAAGGCUGUUCGCUUUCACUUUAUAAAUCAAGACAGAUGUUUUCGA
Tarenaya hassleriana is the source of this 2265-nucleotide messenger RNA. Its product is annotated as 3-oxoacyl-[acyl-carrier-protein] synthase II, chloroplastic-like. NCBI's taxonomy places the organism in Eukaryota, Viridiplantae, Streptophyta, Magnoliopsida, Brassicales, Cleomaceae. The transcript is spliced from 14 exons. The record is from RefSeq and is a predicted model, not a curated record. Gene Ontology annotation, cellular component: chloroplast stroma. Bases 222 to 1871 code for a protein of 549 amino acids. Gene Ontology annotation, biological process: fatty acid biosynthetic process. Gene Ontology annotation, molecular function: 3-oxoacyl-[acyl-carrier-protein] synthase activity.